AUGAAUGGUACUAUGAUGAAAAGCUCUUUGGAUUUCAAUAAAUCCAUAGCCAAAAGAAAACAAAGAAGUCUUUCUAAUACCAAACCGCGAAGCAUUGUUAGUAGGAACUAAGAUUUAUCUAGCACUUGCAAUACAUUCAAAGAAACUACUUAAUGUUCCCCUGAUAAAUCUGUUUACUUAUAAAAUUACUUAAUGCUCAAUUCUAAUGGAAACUAUGAUACAUUCUACUCUAUAAAGAAUUAGAAGAAUAGGUUUGCUUAAAACCUAGUACCCUAGUAUUAGAAGUAAAAUGGAAGCAAGAAUGAAAUAAAUCACUAUAUGCCUGUGCAUUCAAACUAAAUGCAUUUAAUAAGGAAUAAAAAAUAUACUGAAGAAAGAGUACCAGUAGAUAUACAAACAGGAGAGAUAUUAAAGAAAUAAAAUUAUUAAUAGAUGAAAGAAUAAAAUGCAAACUCAAUUUCAUAAGUUAAAAGAAAUAGAAUAUAUUCUACUUAAAAUUCUUAACAAGAUACAUAAAUAGAUUUAAACAGGUAGAAUUUGUAUAUAUCCAAUUAUGACAAAGACCUAAGAGUAAAUCAAGAUAUUAUUAAGAAUAAAAACAUUAGACAUGUUUCAGUAAAUAGUGAUGGCUCACCAGAUUGGUUCAAAACAUCUAUGGGAUUCUUUUCUAAGCCAUUUGUUCAAGGAAAAGUUUAUACAUAUGCAGGCCCACAGUUUAAUAUUAUCCCAUAGAAUCAAAAAAGUGUUUACUAAGAUUUAAAAAUAAAAAAUAAUAGCAGUGCUUUUAAUGAUUGUAGCAGAAGAGAAAGAACUAACAUUUAAGAAAUUAAAAAAGAUACACUCAAAAUGAGAUGGGAUGUUUCUGAUAAUGAAAGAAGCUUUCGUGUAACAUAAAAAGUAGGUGCAACUAUAAAUUAUAACUAGAACGAUACAAUAAGAAAUAAUGUUUACAGAAGAUAGUAAACUGAUUUAGUAAGUGAUAAGAUAGGAAGUAGUCCAAGAAACUCUUCAUUACUUAAAUAGCAAAGACCAAUAUAAAUAAAGAUUGGUCAUAAUAGUUUUGUAAAUACCUAGUAAGUAUUUUGA
Tetrahymena thermophila SB210 is the source of this 1086-nucleotide messenger RNA. RefSeq lists its product as hypothetical. NCBI's taxonomy places the organism in Eukaryota, Ciliophora, Oligohymenophorea, Hymenostomatida, Tetrahymenidae. The record is from RefSeq and is a predicted model, not a curated record. The transcript is spliced from 6 exons.